This is a messenger RNA of Pseudophryne corroboree (corroboree frog), 2032 nucleotides long. RefSeq names its product interleukin 18 receptor 1 (gene IL18R1). Lineage: Eukaryota; Metazoa; Chordata; Amphibia; Anura; Myobatrachidae. The record is from RefSeq and is a predicted model, not a curated record. Bases 30 to 1217 code for a protein of 395 amino acids. The transcript is spliced from 7 exons. Gene Ontology annotation, biological process: signal transduction.
ACCAAUGCAAGUGCUGAGUGGUCUGUUGAAUGCCAGCUAGUAUUCUAUCACUGCUGAUUACAGGCCAACAACAAAAUAGUUCAACCUGUGAAGGCAAAACAAUGUUGAAGGAAAAAAUAGUCUGCUUCCUUACUGUGUUGGUAUAUCUGCUGAAAUUAGGCCGAGAAGAAAAUGUCGAGCCUAAGAUAAAAGGAGUCGAAAAGGUUAUAACCACAGAAGUAGAGCUGGGACAAAAUCUAAGUAUUACAUGUGAAUCUGCAGUUGAUAAGCCACGUUUUGUACUACUCUACUGGAUAAGAGCGGACAAUAUGGAAAAAGACGAUUUGAAAAACAUUUUGAAUGACUGUGAUCUGUUCAGUAAAAUAUGUGGCACAAAACAAAGUUACAGGAAAGAAGAACAGACUUUGAGCACUGAAUUACACAUAAUAAAUAUAACCACAGAUGAUAUAAAAUAUCCAUAUAUUUGUAAACUGGCUACCACCUACGGUGAGGAAAUAAAAACAUAUGCUCUUAAAUUAAAAGAUAAGAAUCCGGACAUUUCUAAGAGUAUCUUCACAGCUUCAAUUAUUGCAGCUAUCACUUGUUCUGUCUCCACUGUGAUUCUAGUUGUUUUGUGCAUUUUGUUUAGAAUACAAAUUGUUUUAUUGUACCGCAAUGUAACAGGACUGGAUGAGACCAUUGGAGACGGAAAAGAGUACGACGCUUACCUGUCUUUUGAAGGUCAUUGUAAUACUGAAGCAGAAGAAAGAGACUUUGCAUUCCAGACUUUUGUUCCAAUUUUGGAAAACCACUUUGGUUAUAAACUGUGCAUUUUUGAGAGAGAUGCUAUUCCAGGAGAAGCUUUGGUUGAUGACGUGCAUUUGCUUCUGGAAAAAAGCAGAAGAUUGAUUGUUAUCUUGAGCAAAAACUACAUCACUGACAAAGCCAUGUAUGAAUUUGAAAGUGGUUUGCACAAAGCAAUGGUGGAACGGAAGAUAAAAGUUAUAUUGAUUGAGCUCACCCCUAUAAGUGAGCUGAGUAUUAAACUGGAAUCCCUGCAACUUCUCAAAAUGAGAAACAAGGUUAAGUGGGAAGGAGAUAAGUCUCAGCCUCUGAAUUCUACAUUUUGGAAAAAAAUCCGGUAUUUAAUGCCCGCCAAACCGGUGAAGCCAAAAAUUCAAUUAUUUAAAAAUUCCAAAGAAUACAGACUUGAAAAAUCAGAUCCAAGAAAUUGGUAAUUUCAGCAUGGACCUAGUAAACAUUUGCUGAUACCAGACUACAGUAUAAGUGACAACAUGUUUGUAGCACUUAUCCAAACAUUGAGAUUGCAGUGAUAACUUAACCAGUGUAGGAUCUCUCUGUCUUUUUGUACACAACAAGAUAAAUAUACAAACAGAUAUGUAAAUGUUACCACUCUGGACAUAGGGUGCUUCUGAUGUUCAAACCUUUAGUGUAUCUCAAUUAUUCUUAGUUCCUAAUUAUGUAAAUACAGUAUGUAAAAGUUAAUAGCUUGAUUUGGUCUAAUUUUAAGGGGGUUUAUUCCACAUCGUGGGCAGCAGUUAAAACUUAAUUACAGUAACAGAGCAAUACAGUAUUGUUCCAUUCUGGGGACAGCUGCUCGAAAAGGCUGCUGUCACCCCGUAAUCUCCUAACACUGCUACAGUGGUAGCAGUAAUACCUACCGGAGAUGACUGGGCAGACUGAUCAUGUGUGACCUGAGGCUUGUUUGCCCUGCACCUUUUGUGUCACAUGCAGAGCCAAAUUAAGGGGGGGGGGGGGGAUUUGCCUGGGGCUAAGCGGCAACAGCCAGCAGCCCAGCACAGACAGGACAGCUGAGUGACGGCUUAGCUGUCCCAUAAUGCCACUCAGUCAUUGGCUGGGUGCGCAGGCUGCAGAGAAGGUGGAUGGAUCCCCUCCCUAGCAGUGAUGUGGAGCCUGUGGCCUUGAGCUGUUUGGAGACUAUUGUAUUGCCAGCAGAUCCCCACCAAAAAUGUAAGGCUGGCUACAUAUAUAUAUAUAUAUAUAUAUAUAUAUAUAUAUAAAAAUAUAUGUG